Molecule: messenger RNA, 1698 nt
Organism: Lachnellula hyalina
Lineage: Eukaryota; Fungi; Ascomycota; Leotiomycetes; Helotiales; Lachnaceae
Exons: 2
Coding region: 1-1698 (565 amino acids)
Biological process (GO): chromatin remodeling
Cellular component (GO): Ino80 complex
Source: RefSeq, a predicted model, not a curated record
AUGUCAGGAAGAGCCGAUCGGGCUAGUAAGAAGCAGAGGAGGCUCAGUACGGAUUCCGAGGGCACGGAGGAGGGCUACGAUUGGGCCGGCCUGAAAGGAGAACCAUCAAAGGCUGGGAAAGCGGCGGAGAGGAGCAAGAACAAAAUUCGUGGAUUGGUUGGACGACGCGUUUGCGGGAGGCAAAGAAAGCCAGGCGCGGGUAGUUCUUUGGAUGUAUUACCCUGCACGCGCCUUCCUCAUCUGCUGCUUCCCGCGAGCCGUCACGACCGCAUCGCAUCUCAGCUUAUCGAGGCGACGACCCGAACACCAACUUAUCUCCGGCCGAGCCCCCUCCCAAUCCUCCAGCCUCAAAUCUUUUUAUCCCACGUUCUAUCCAUUAUGCCAGCCCGUCGCAGUCAGCGGAAGAGCUCGUCCGCAACAAAGGCCAAAGAGGUAAUUGCUGAUGUUAUCAUUGACAGACCAUCGCGAUCAAGUCGCAAGGCGGCGGAAACUUCUUCAGCUGUCGUCUCACGUGCUCCUCCAGGAAGUUCAACCCGGGGAUUGAGUCUCACCGUCAAAACUUCAGCCAACAAGCUUAGAGAAGCGACGCGCUCUAGCCCGUUGAAUCAGUCUGUCACGGUGAAUAGCAGGGAAUCCUUCACUGGGGGUGAGAUUAUUGAAGGCAAGAGGUCUAGAAAUGUCAGAAAGAGCUAUGUUUUGGAGUCGGAUAGCGACGAGGAUGAGGAAAUGGAGGAUGUGAAUGAUCAAGAUGCCGAGGGGGAUAGUCUAGAGGAUGAGGAGGACAUAGAUGCCGAGGAUGAUGGAUUAGGUGACGACGAUGCGGAUGGUGAUGUCGAUAUGGACAUCGCGCCGCCUCCACCAACCAUCAAAAUCUCCAAAGCCCAGUCCGGAAAGCAGACCAUUACGGCCAAACCAUCUUCUAAACCUGACAACAAAACUGUCGAGCAAAAGGAGGUCGAAUUGGGCAGUGACGACGAGGAGUUGAGUGAACUGGAGAGCGACCUAGAAGAAGAGGUUGAAGAAGAGGGUAUGCAAACGGGCAAUGAGGAAGAUGCCGAAGGCGAGGAAGAGGAAAUCGAGGUCGAAGAGGAGGCUGAAGAGGAAGAUGAACUAGAUAGCGAUCUUGAGACACCAGGAGGUGGCAGCCGUGCUUCAACCCCAGAUCUCAACAAAUUGACCAAGCGACAACGCGCACGACUUGAGGAGGGCGGAAGCGGGCAUCUAUUAGCCCUGCCAGAUGGUAAAGCCCUAGAUCCACUCUCCUAUGAUAUACUAACAAACCACAGAGGUCCAAGUAAAGAAGCACCUGACGGCAGAAGAGCACGCUAUGCGUCGUGCCGAAAUGGCUCGCCGAAGAAAGAACUUGAGCGAGAAGCGCAACGAGGAGGAAAAGGCUUGCAUACCUCCGCGGUCCACAUCUUGAAUACUACUAAUCUUUCACAGAUGGAAACAAUCAACAAGCUCCUCAAAAAGCAAGCUCCCAAAACCAACGCUCGCCGCAAAGACCUGAAUGGCGAAUUCACCCCCGACGACGAUGUCCAGAAACCUAGGCCGCAAUUUGUACGAUGGGUGAGCAACAAGGACGGCAACCGUAUUGGCGUACCGGAAGAGUGGUUGGAAGCUCCGAUCGGUAGUAUGUUUCAGAAUACUGUCAAGGGAGCUGGAAUGGGUGGCAAGUUGAUUGAAGAAGUGUCAUAG